CUUCCCCUCCCCUCUUCAACUUCUUCUUGUCUACUAUUCCUCUCUCUAUCUCUAUACCCCUCUAGACACUUUCUUGUCUUCAUCUUCUCUUCAUCUUCUUUAUACCUCAACCCUCUCUCUCCUCCCCCCCCAGAAUCUAUUCAAGAUGACUGCCAACGGAUCUACCCCCGGUGGCCACCACAACCAGGGCACCUUCCUGUUCACCUCCGAGUCCGUCGGUGAGGGUCACCCAGACAAGAUCGCUGAUCAGGUCUCCGAUGCCAUCCUCGAUGCCUGCUUGACCGACGACCCUCUCUCCAAGGUCGCUUGCGAGACCGCUACCAAGACUGGUAUGGUCAUGGUCUUCGGUGAGAUCACCACCAAGACCAAGCUUGACUACCAGAAGGUCAUCCGUGGUGCCAUCAAGGACAUCGGUUACGAUGACUCCGCAAAGGGCUUCGACUACAAGACCUGCAACGUCCUCGUUGCCAUUGAGGAGCAGUCCCCCGAUAUCGCCCAGGGUCUUCACUACGAGCAGGCUCUUGAGCAGCUCGGUGCUGGUGACCAGGGUAUCAUGUUCGGUUAUGCCACUGAUGAGACCCCUGAGCUCUUCCCAUUGACCCUUCAAUUGGCACACAAGCUUAACGCUGAGAUGAGCGCUUCCCGCCGUGAUGGCUCCAUCCCAUGGUUGAGGCCCGACACCAAGACCCAGGUCACCAUUGAGUACAAGCACGACAACGGUGCCGUUGUCCCUCUCAGAGUCCACACCGUUGUCGUCUCUGCCCAGCACGCCGAGACCAUCACCACUGAGCAGCUCCGCAAGGAGAUCCUCGAGAAGGUCAUCAAGAAGGUCAUCCCCGCCAAGUACCUUGACGACCAGACCAUCUACCACAUCCAACCCUCUGGACUCUUCAUCAUCGGUGGCCCACAGGGUGAUGCCGGUCUGACUGGCCGCAAGAUCAUCGUUGACACAUACGGUGGAUGGGGAGCUCACGGAGGUGGUGCUUUCUCCGGAAAGGAUUUCUCCAAGGUCGACCGCUCCGCCGCCUACGUCGCCCGCUGGAUCGCCAAGUCCCUCGUCAACGCCAAGCUUGCCCGCCGCUGCCUCGUCCAGCUGUCGUACGCCAUCGGUGUCGCUGAGCCCCUCUCCAUCUUCGUCGACUCGUACGGAACCUCCGAGAAGACUUCCGACGAGCUUGAGAAGAUCAUCCGCGCCAACUUCGACCUCCGCCCGGGAGUGAUCGUCAAGGAGCUCGACCUGGCCAAGCCAAUCUACUUCCAGACCGCCAAGAACGGCCACUUCACCAACCAGAACUUCACCUGGGAGAAGCCGAAGACCCUCAAGUUCUAAGCGUCUUCGCUCAGACACAACCACACCACACCACAUCACACACAAAUAGUAAUAAUAGAUCCGAAAGGGACUCAACGUCUCUCUCCUCCUUACCUCCUCUUUUGACGACAACGGCCAUCUUCGAUCCCAUGAUGAUGACUGAUGACAUCUUGAACUUUUCCCUUAGAUUUUUCACACGCGGCGAAACGGGUCUAUAUGCACAGGGCGGCGGGGCGGUCUCAACGACUGCGGGGUUAUGUUAAGCGAAAUCUGCAUUUUAUUGAGUGUUGGCCUAUUUUAAAUGGUCAACUGUUUUUUUUCAUCAACGUUUUACUACAAAAAGCUUUCCGGGAAAAUCAUGAUAUUAUGUAUAUUGUGAUUAAUUUUUUGGAAAAGUCUUUCAACAUAGACCAUUUAGAACUUCGAGACGGGGGACACAGACAGGACAUUUUCUAUGCUUUUGAGCAACAAUUCGGCGUUCAACGGAGAAUUUCAACAUUUUCUCUGAUUAUGCAUAGCGGGUAGGACGGAAAGGGAAGGGAAAUGUCUGGCUGGUGCUCUGGGGAUGCGGGGGGUGUAUGUUGAUGUGCUUUUUUCUCUUUGCCUUGUGCGAGGGGGAAUGCACAGCGAGUUGGGGAUGUUAAGGCUUUUAUCUUUUCAUAUUCCGCCUUUUUCUUCUUCUGUUCCUACCUUCUGUAUAGGGGUGGGAUGGGGGGAAGGGGGUUGGGUAGCUGUGGUAGAUAGCUUUAAUAUCAGCUUGUCUCGAA
Pseudogymnoascus verrucosus is the source of this 2076-nucleotide messenger RNA. RefSeq names its product methionine adenosyltransferase sam2 (gene SAM2). Gene Ontology annotation, biological process: S-adenosylmethionine biosynthetic process. The transcript has 3 exons. Gene Ontology annotation, molecular function: methionine adenosyltransferase activity; ATP binding. Gene Ontology annotation, cellular component: cytosol. Bases 146 to 1330 code for a protein of 394 amino acids. NCBI's taxonomy places the organism in Eukaryota, Fungi, Ascomycota, Leotiomycetes, Thelebolales, Thelebolaceae. The record is from RefSeq and is a predicted model, not a curated record.